This is a messenger RNA of Cetraspora pellucida, 1235 nucleotides long. The record is from the annotation of a GenBank genome assembly. Lineage: Eukaryota; Fungi; Glomeromycota; Glomeromycetes; Diversisporales; Gigasporaceae.
AAUGCACUAAAUGUAAAAAUCAAUUAAUGGAACCUAAGGAUUUCGAUUCAGAAUCUCUUUCACAAGAGUUUCAAGUUUUAUCUUGUUUUACUAAUACAUAUUAUGAAACUGAUGCAAAUGAUUUUAUAGAGCAUAACAAGUUCACUUAUAUAAAAAACCAGAAUGUAAAUUCCGAAAAGAAAAUUUGGAUGAGUUAUAGAAAUAAUCCUAGUAAAGAUUAUUAUAUGUAUUAUCAAGUAGCAGAAGGUGGUUUAGAACUAUAUGACUCAUUCGUUGAUUGUGUCAAGCGAGCAGUAUUUGAAGAGACUAAAUUAGAUUUGAAAGAUUUUUAUUUUAUUAUAUAUGAUGAAGAAUUUCAUAUAUUUCCUGACUGCUCAGAUCAUGAAAUCAUGUUCAAAUCUGAAGCAUAUACUAUCAAUGAGUUUAAAAAUCUCAAAGAUACUGAUUCUUUGAGACUCAAAGAAUCAAUAACAAAUUAUAAAUCUGGUCAUGAUUUUGAACAAAUUAUUGGAAAAAUUGCAGAAGCUUUUGGUUUAUUAGCUUAUGAAAUUAAAGUAAUACAAGAUAAUCAUGAAAUUGACCUUAUUGUGACUUAUAAGGAAAAACUUAUUCUUGUUCAAUAUGAUGAUGAUUAUGUAGAAUUAGUUAAUUUCAAAGCAGAUAGUUUUAAUGUAUUAAGUUUAUUAGAAGAAAAUGUUUCUAUUGAUAAGAUAAUUUUUCUUUUCAUAAUCUUUAAAACAAUUGCAUACAAAAUAUUAAAAUUAUUUGAUGAACAAACUCAAAAACUCACAAGAUUGAAUGGUCUUUUAUCAAUUUUUGAUAGCUAUGUAAAAGCUAUUAAUGAUGAUAAUAAUCAUUGCACUUCAUAUAUGAGAAUAGCAUUAAAAAUCCAAUUAGAAGAAUUGGGAGAAUUCGAUUUCAAAUAUUACAAAACCGAAUUCGAAACUUCCAAAAAAAAAAUCAUGAGAAUUAUUAAUCAUAAAUUAGAUCCUGUAUUAAAUAAUAUGAUUGAACAUAAAUUCUAUUCUACAUCUAAUAAGAUUUAUCAGAAGGUUGUGAUAACAAAUUUCUAUGAAAAAAGAGCUCAACUCACUAAAUAUUUGGAUUAUGAUUAUAUUAUUGAAGAUCGUAAAUAUGAGGAUAUCAAGAUAUUUAAUAAAUUUCUAGUUGAUAAAUACGAAAAGGAUUAUAUCGAUAGGAAAGUUGAUGAAAUUGAAUCUCUUCCUCCAUAUAAG